Homarus americanus (American lobster) is the source of this 2364-nucleotide messenger RNA. Its product is annotated as zinc finger protein 112-like. The transcript has a single exon. Gene Ontology annotation, cellular component: nucleus. The record is from RefSeq and is a predicted model, not a curated record. NCBI's taxonomy places the organism in Eukaryota, Metazoa, Arthropoda, Malacostraca, Decapoda, Nephropidae. Bases 51 to 2348 code for a protein of 765 amino acids.
UUUGUGGGAAGCGUGAAUCUCAGUGUGUAAUUGAAAAGCAAAAUGAGGGUAUGAAAAAAUCUGGUGACUCUACCUGUUUUAAAAACACAACAGAAAAAUCAGUUGUUGAAGAUAAGACGAACACAACACUAUAUCAAGAAAACUAUUCUUCCUGUCUGCGUAGCAACACUAGUAUAAAACUCUUUAUUUGUAAUACAUGUCGGAAGUCUUUCCAAAGUACAGACGAAUUAAAUUUUCAUUGUACCACAGAAUGUGCACACUCCCUGACCUGUGGCACGCAUAACUGCUCACAAUGCUCUCAUCCUUCACAUCAAAGUUCUUCAACCAGUGUUAUAGAAACAAACAUGAGAAACUCCAGCAGUAAGCAUGUGACUAAAUUUACAAAUAAUAUAUGUCAUUCUCCUGGCAUAUCUUUAUAUAAGCAACCACUAAAGGUACAAGAUUUUACCAUUACACAGAAGAUUAAUACUUUCCCCAAUCCUCCAGAUAUUGUUGUCACUCAUCUACAUGUUCAUCAGAAUUCUUUACAAGCCAAGGUACUCGGUAGAGCCUCUGUUGAAAAAUUAUUUCUUUGUGAGGAAGGUAAAGGAGAGGAUCCAGAAGAGCCUUUCAGAUAUGUGGCAUACAAUGUACAGAAUCCAGAGCAGCCAGUUAGAUUUGUGGUAGAUAAUAGGGAGGAUCCAGGGCAAGUUUUCAAUUUUGGGUCAGAUAAUGGAGAGGAUCCUGCACAGCCUUUUGGUUUUGGUUCAGAUAUUGGAGAGGAUCCUGUACAGCCUUUUGGUUUUGGGUCAGAUAUUGAAGAGGAUCCUGUACAGCCUUUUGGUUCUGGGUCAGAUAAUGGAGAGGAUCAACAGGAACUAUUCAGUUUUGGGUUGGACUCAGGGCAGCCAUUCAGAUCUCGUGCAGAUUAUAUCAGAAUAAUAUCCUCAGAAAAAAUGGUGGAGAAGUUUUUGGACCCAAGCAAAAAAAUUCAUUGUGAUUCCAGCAAAACUGAAGAGAAAAUAAGUUUUGCUCCCCAGAAAGUUUUGAAACGCUUAUCAGAAGAAAAUGAUUUUUUGGGAUUUGAAGAUGGAGUGCAAGACUAUGAAGUGAAUGAAAACUUUUUCCCAUCCAUUAUUUUAAAUAAAAAAAGUUGUAUUGGAUCUGCAAAUGAAGAAAAAAAGUAUUUAUGCUUACAGAACAUUGAGGAAGACAAUUGUGAAAACACAACUACAAUAGAUCCAGAAUAUAAAUGUAUGGAGUCUCUGGUAGAAGGUCCCUCUUGUAAUAAGUCUAACAUCCCAUUAUUGAUUCCCUCUGCAGAAUUGGUACCUUCAGUAGACAAUUCUACAUUACCGGUAUCUAGUGAUCUUGAAGCUUGUGGAGAUUUACAGACACUUAAUGAUGUGAGUUUUGCUCCUCCCAGGAAGAGCAAAGGAAUUGUAAGAAGAAGAGCAAAGAGACUUUUGGAUCAGAACACAUCAAAACUACUAUUAACUUCAGGUGUUAAAAAGAGAGUAAGUCAUACUCAACAGCCUUCAGAAAACUUUCCAAUUGGGCAAGUACAAGAAAAUACUUCUCUGUAUAAGAAAUAUCCAGAUAAGGCUGUAACAAGACAGAGUGUUCAAGUAAAUCAGUCAAGGAAAUUAGACUCAGCGUUUGCAAAUGGUUGCCAGCCAAGAGCUUCAAAUACUGCUAAGCAAUACAAAGAAGACAUUGUGAUAAUAAAAAGUGGCAAAAGAUUGUAUUCCUGUAAUAUAUGUCACAACUUGUGUAGUUCACCUGGUGACCUGGUCCGACACAUGAAAAUACACACUAAGGAAAGUCCUUUUAAGUGUCACCUUUGCCCACGAACUUACACACACAGAAGUUCCCUAACCAAACACUUGGAUGUACAUGAAGGAAAGAAGCCUUUUAUUUGCUUAGUAUGUAAAGCGGCUUUUUCCCAGAAAGUUCAUUUAAAAACACACUUCUCAAUUCAUACAGGUGAGAAACCUUUUAGGUGUUCAGAAUGUGGCAAAGCAUUUUCUCGCCGUGAUCAUCUGAAAGGGCAUAAAUAUACUCACACCUCAGAAAGACCAUACAAGUGUGAUAUGUGUCCUCGUGAUUUCAAAUGCAAUUCAAAUUUGUUCAAUCAUAGGAGAAUCCAUCUUGAAGAUCGACGAUAUCAGUGUGAUUUCUGCAGUGCUUCUUUUAUUGUGGCACACAGUUUAAUGCUGCAUAUGAGGACCCAUACUGGAGAAAAACCUGUUCAUUGCCCAAUAUGCAAUGUAGACUUUAGAUUUGAAAGUAGUUUGAGAAAACAUGCAACUUCAAAGCAUCCUGGCUUUGAGGUCAGGGGCUCCGUUCUUGUUCGUGCAGUGCAGUAAUGACCGGGAAUAUACA